Messenger RNA from Giardia duodenalis, 2001 nucleotides. RefSeq lists its product as uncharacterized. The record is from RefSeq and is a predicted model, not a curated record. NCBI's taxonomy places the organism in Eukaryota, Fornicata, Diplomonadida, Hexamitidae. Bases 1 to 2001 code for a protein of 666 amino acids. The transcript has a single exon.
AUGAGUAAGGCACACGCUCAACAGGCAACAAGGCAGCAACUAGAUGAGCGUUCGCAGCAGGUGGAGGCCCUCAUGGUUCUUUUGACGGAAAAAGAUGAUGAGAUUUCACAGCUCAAGGGAAGGCUAGUUGACGCCGUUGCAUCAGCCAAAGAAGAGCUUAGGUCUGAGGCAGAACAAAAGCUGCGGCAAAAAUUGGCCAUAAAGCUUCAUGCAGAGCUACGAGAAAAGAUGGCACCAGACGUGCGUGCAGAGCUUAAGGAAGAGCUACGGGCCAAUAUUCUGACGCAGCUUUCAGAGCAGCAGAUAAUCAAGUAUCUAGAGAGACCAUUAGAAGAGCGCACCAGAGCCAUUGAGGCCGAGAUGGAGAAUCGUAUAGCAGAGCAAGUGGAGCAACGUCUGCAGAAGGAAGUGGCGGCUCAGGUGGCAAAGGAAAAGGCUGUAUUUAGGAAUAAGCUCAACGAAGCAGCACGCCCCAAAUCUAAAGAGUCAACGAAGGCCGAGGAACAACGGUUACGUGUGCAAAUAGCUAGUCUGGAAUCCAAGCAUCUCUGUGAGAUGCAGACUCUUACCCGCGAGGUCAGUAGCUUAAAAAAGCGCAUUGCGGGGUAUGAGACGACUAUUGAGCUUCUUCGCAGUCAGAAUACUAGUCUUGCAGCAGAACUAAGUGACACCCAGAAGGCACUGAAAAUGGCUGCCGAGAGUCUGGCUGACCAGCAUGAGCGAGAAGAACAGCUCAAAAACCAAAUACGAACACAGCAGGCUGCGCAGCUUAAUGAACCAAGUCCGAUAAAUAACGAUCCCCACCACGACUCCGUUGAAGAAGCAGCUUUGGCUGCUAGAUCUGUCUCAACACAGGAUGGUAACGAGGAGCAGUUCUAUUUUAUUCACAGUGCACACUCUGCCCCAGCUGCACCUGGCUUCACGUCUCUAUCUCAGGAGUUGGCACCAGCGGUGGACUUGAAUACAAACACCGUAGUCUAUAUUCCAGGAGCACUGCAUCAAUCUUCCAAUAACAGUUCUGAUUUACCUCCUUCUGAAGAGCCCAUUAAAAGAGCAGAAGAAAUCUGGACCAGUGAAAACUUUGAGCAAACAAAGCAGGACAUGGAGACAAAGUUACGUAACUCAUGCACGAGCAGUAGAGCUGCAGAUGAAGACGUUGCCUGCAAUCCUGGAGAUGAGCCUAAAACAGGACCUGCCGAAACUUUUAUCCUCCCAUUAGUUUCAAAUCUACCCGUCCAUGUCUCGGGGGACAUUGGGUUUAGUGCAGUGGGUGCAGUGAGCAUGAGUAGCAGCACUGGUCUCGAUGUUAGCUCUGGUACAAGCACGGGACCGAUUGUGGAGCUUCAGCGAAGUGUUACUACUAGCGGCACAUUUGGCCAAAGCAGCCUAGCGGAAUACUUGCAUAGCAAUUCUCUUAACCAUGAUUCCGCUGGCUUGACCCAUGAACCACCGUCUCUAGCCAAAGAACGGCCUGAAGAUAAAGCUGUCACUGAGACGGUCUUGGAGAGGAUUUCUCCUGACGUGGUGUUACGGAAAAACGCAGAUAUAUCCGAGCUACAGGCAGCAAUGGUUAGGCACUUCACCAACGAGCUUCGAGAGCAAUCUAAGUUCAUGGAGUCGUCGCCCUUGCAGAUCCCGGACGGACAACUGGGGAGCUUGAUCGAAUCUGCGAUUCAGUUCCUCUUUAAAGUAUGGGACUACAUCGAGGAGGCGUUCGCCCUCAGAAAUUCGUGUCUCAAUGGAAUACGGACUUGUUUAGACCAGGGGUCAUUGGACAGCGCCCUGAAGUUGGCACAGGUUGAGCUUCUGAGAUGCAGGAAAGUGAAGGAAGAAUUUGGAGACAUAUUUGAGCUUGUUCGGGAGCGAGAGCUAAAGAAGGCCAACGAGGAGAGCACUUCGGACAUUACCAGUACCCUCCAGGCAGUACUCGAAGAUUGUAACACAGAACUGUUGUAUCGUGGUUUUCCCUAUAGCAACAUAAUACGUGCCGAAACCUCAUAG